AUGGGUACAGAGGAGUACCGGAUGGUCAACGCUGCUUUCAAGGCGUUGCCAGUCGAACAGCAGGCCUAUAUCCUCUCACCACCGGAGACUUGGGCUCCAGUACGCGCACUGCGGAUCCAGCGCGUGGAGAAUGGACCCCAGGGCGAUGCGUCCUGGAAGCCCUACUACAAGUCCCUGGUAAG
Symbiodinium pilosum is the source of this 182-nucleotide messenger RNA. The record is from the annotation of a GenBank genome assembly. NCBI's taxonomy places the organism in Eukaryota, Dinophyceae, Suessiales, Symbiodiniaceae.